Messenger RNA from Osmia bicornis bicornis, 977 nucleotides. Its product is annotated as protein TIPIN homolog. The record is from RefSeq and is a predicted model, not a curated record. Lineage: Eukaryota; Metazoa; Arthropoda; Insecta; Hymenoptera; Megachilidae. Gene Ontology annotation, biological process: replication fork arrest; replication fork processing; DNA replication checkpoint signaling. Bases 1 to 900 code for a protein of 299 amino acids. The transcript has a single exon. Gene Ontology annotation, molecular function: DNA binding. Gene Ontology annotation, cellular component: nucleus; replication fork protection complex.
AUGUCAACUUUGUCAAACGAUAUAGAAGAUGAACAUGAUGUAGUAGGUGAAUAUAAAAACACAGACUCAGAUGAAGAUCAGUUUAAUACCAGCAAGAAUGAAGAUAUUGGCUCAGAUAAUGAAAAAAGUACUGCCAGAAGAAUUGAUCCAACAUCUACAAAGCGUAGUGUUGUAAGAAAUCCUAUACCUAAAUUAAACACAGAACGUCUAAAAGGUCCUAAAGGACUACAUACUAUUGAAAAAUAUUUUGAAGGCUUUAAAUUUUAUGGAAAGGGAUAUGAGAAAGUAGAUUUAGAUAGAAUCAUAAAAAGGAUGGAACACUGGGGACAUAGACUAUUCCCCAAGUUGAAUUUUGAUGAUUUUCUUGAGAAAUUAGAGAAAUUGGGUACUAAAAAAGAUCUUCAGGUGUUCAUUAAAAAAUAUAGACUAGAUAUGAUUAGUGCAGAUGAUAUGAUUAGUCAGGAUAAUAUAGACAUAGAGGAAGACAAAGAUCAAGAUGAACCUAUUGAUGAAUUUGAUUUAUUAAUUGCUGAACAAAUAGAGAAACAAAAACAAGCUAUGUCUAAUGCAUCUAUUAAUAAUGAGAAUACAUUCAAUGAAUUAUUAUUACAGUCUAAUGUCACCAUAACUUCAAAGCCUAUAAAUACAACUUCUGCUUCACCACAACUAAGCGAUGAAGUUAAAGAACGUAUAGAAAGAAAUAGACAGCUAGCUGUUCAAAGAAGGCUUGCAAGAUUUAAAGAAAUUGAGGAAGCUAAGAGAAAGAAAUUGGAAGAUACUGAAAACACACAACCAAAAAAUAAUUUAUCUAACACAGAAAUACCCAAUGCUACUAAAAAUUUAGAGAACAAAGAAUGUAAGAGUAAUUCACAAGUAAAAAGUGAAGAUCAUGAAUCUUAAAAAAAACAUUAUUAUUAUCUGAUUUAUAGUAUGGUUAUAAAAAUUUUAUAAGUAUUAAUAUAGAGUUUAGAAGACAA